This is a messenger RNA of Archocentrus centrarchus (flier cichlid), 3725 nucleotides long. It is a transcript of the gene shrprbck1r, whose product is annotated as sharpin and rbck1 related. Lineage: Eukaryota; Metazoa; Chordata; Actinopteri; Cichliformes; Cichlidae. Gene Ontology annotation, molecular function: ubiquitin-protein transferase activity; ubiquitin binding. The transcript is spliced from 14 exons. Gene Ontology annotation, cellular component: LUBAC complex. The record is from RefSeq and is a predicted model, not a curated record. Gene Ontology annotation, biological process: positive regulation of canonical NF-kappaB signal transduction; protein linear polyubiquitination; proteasome-mediated ubiquitin-dependent protein catabolic process. Bases 402 to 2528 code for a protein of 708 amino acids.
AGGUGAAAUGAAAGCAAGCAGCAACAUAGCGUAACCAGUACAAAACUACUACCAUAACCUUGGCUUUGGGGCGGUUUCGUAUGGGACUACAGACAAAGGUACUUUAUUUAGAAGCCAAAAUAAGACACCCCGAAUCUGCCUGAAAUGGAGCUUUAGCGAAAUCAGAAGAGAGAAGUGAAACAUCGCUCGGGUUGGACUUUUUGGAAGUGGCUCUAAAUAGUUCUCUGACUCUACGCACUUGCUUCCUGUUGACACGGACCCCAUCAAAUAACCAGCGACACCACACGCUCAAAGAAAUGUAAAAGAGGCGAAAGUGGAGGCCAGGUAACAACGCGGGACAGGAGGUAAACAACCCGACAGGACUCCGCUGGCAUUGUUUUCUACAUGAGUCUUCGGGCAGGAUGUCGCUAAGUUCAGGCGGCUGGGCUCACCCACCCCCCGACCACACACCGGACCAGUCCGCCGCUCUCCCCAGCCACUAUGCGGCCUCGCAGGCACAACUUGGCUGCCACACCGUCCUCAUGUCGGUUCGGGUGUCAGUGUGCCAUUCUGGUAUUCGGCCGCUGUGUCUUCCGGGAGCAGGUGAUGAGUCACUCCGCCUGCAGCUCAGCAUGGACCCGGGGAAAUCCGGGGAAUUCCGGCUGUCGGUUCUGGAGAGCAGCGGGACUGGACGGAGUGUGACCAUCACUGAGUUUGAUUUGAGGAACGUAAACUAUGAAGUGAAGUCGCCAAAGUGUCACGAGCUGAGUUUGGCUGCUCCUCCACACGAUCGCAUCAGCUUCAACUUCCGCUGCGAGCAGGAAGCCCAGGAGUGGGCUACUGUGGUGAUGUCGUCACUUAGAGAAGCACACAGAGCCUCCCCUCACCAUAACGAGCCACAGCAGCCCCCCGAUGGUCUCCAUCAGCAGAGCACGCUGGCUUUGCAGCGAACAGAGGACACUUGUAUAGAGCUCACCAGAGCCAUAGAAGCAGGUGACAUGAAGUCUGCUUCUGCCGUUGCUGCUACACUCGCCCUUCAGCGUGCAGCACUUAGGAUCCAGCCUUCCACCAGAGACCACGAAUACAGUGAAGUCAAUUUGGCUGUCAUAGUGGAGGAUUCUUCCUCAUCCUGUUGUGUCACUGUGAAAGUUUUCCCACACAUGACUACUGCAUCGUUGAAACAGCAGAUGUUUCUCGAAUACGGCUUUCACCCACGAGUGCAGCGCUGGGUGAUUGGCCAGUGCUUGUGCUCCGACCAGCGCUCUCUCGCCUCAUAUGGUGUUCGUCAGGACGGUGACACAGCCUUCUUGUACCUCUUGUCAGCUCGCCAUGCCCGCUUGACCCCCCAGGCCCUCCAGCAGGAUCAGGAGAGCAUCCUCCUCCUCAGCCCUUCAUCUCAGUCUUUUCAAAACCCGUCACUCCCUGCUACCUCUGCAAACGGCCCCGCAUCUCAGGAGUGGAGGCCUUACACCACACUUCCUUCUAGGCUCCGUAGCAGUAGCAAAACUGGUGGAUCAGAAAGACAAACCAUCAGAGAUCUCAUCAACCUAGAGAUGCCCCAGCUUGAUGAAGCACUGCGCUCAAACACGCCGCCUACCCAGGGUUGGUCGUGUCCCUCUUGCACCUACAUUAAUAAACCUACGCGGCCGGGCUGUGAGAUCUGCAGUACAAACCGACCUGAGAACUACGUUAUCCCGGGGGGUUAUCGACCUGAUACACUGGAGCUCAGACGAAUCCAGAAGGAGAAGGAGGCUAUCAGACAAUACCAUCAGGCGAGGGAAGAGGAGCGAAGGCAGAAUUUUGCCCGGCUGGUGAUGAUGGAUGGUCAGGACCUGGUGCCUAACCCUGAGUCUGUGGAGUGCAGGAUCUGCUAUGCAGGCCUACAGCCGGGAGAGGGUGUGCUGCUGAGGGAGUGUCUCCACUGUUUCUGCAGAGAGUGCUUGUGCUCCGUCAUUAUGCUAAGCGAGGAGCCCGAGGUGUCCUGUCCCUACAGAGAUGACACAUACUCCUGUUCCUGCUUCCUGCAGGAGAGGGAGAUCAGAGCUUUGGUUCCUGCAGCCGAGUAUGAACGCUGGCUGCAGAGGGGUCUUUCAGUGGCAGAGUCCCGGUGUGAGGGCAGCUAUCACUGUGCUACUCCUGACUGUCUGGGCUGGUGUGUGUAUGAGGAUGCUGUCAAUGUCUUCCACUGCCCUGUCUGCAAGAAACACAACUGCCUGAUCUGCAAGGCUAUCCAUGAGGGAAUGAACUGUAAGCAGUACCAGGAUGAUCUCACAGCACGUGCUAUCAAUGACUCUGCUGCUAGAAGGACAACACAUCUACUAAAUACUCUUGUGCAGUCAGGGGAAGCCAUGCGCUGUCCCCAGUGUGGCAUCAUUGUGCAGAAGAGGGAUGGGUGUGAUUGGUUGCGCUGUACUGUCUGUCACACUGAGAUCUGCUGGGUAACCAGAGGGCCCCGCUGGGGGCCGAGGGGUCCUGGAGACACCAGUGGAGGAUGUUGUUGCAAUGUCAACAACCAGAAAUGCCACCCUAAAUGCCAAAACUGCCACUGAGAGGGCAAAGAUGGGUCAGAUUGGCCGACUGAAUGAGUGACUGAACUUGGAAAAAAGCUGCUCUCUCAAUAGCACGAAAGACUGAGAAUUAUUAUUAAGCUAUAUUUAAUACAAACCUGUGCAGGAUUUAUACAUUAAAUACACACUGAGAUCUUUAAUCAGCACAUCUCUAAGUAUCACUUAUUUCACUGGAAUCAGAAUAACAGAAAUGAUAUUUUUACCUCUCACAAAUAAGAAAAUGCAGUUCGUUAACGUGUCACAUCUGACUGCAAUGAAGAUGAGUAUUUACUUUGAACGCAUGUAGUGCCUUUUCAAACAUGUUUGCACAGCAGAUGUAGCAAUAUAAGUGUGUUACUUUCAGCUUUAGCAGUUACACACCUGGAUGCAUUACAUAAAAACUGAAGUGGCCUUAUUCUUGUGCACAAAAGUGCUAGCAGGAUGCUUUUGAGUUCUCUGAAAGAAAUAAAAAUGUGACAAUUUCCGGUUGUGUUCUUGUCAUGCAGGUUUCUGCGUGCAGAUAGAUGAAUUUUGGGGUACCGAGUUACAUAUAGAAGCAUUUCUUUCUGUGUGUGUGUGUGUGUGUGUGUGCGUGUAAUGACUGUGUGUGUGCCUUACCACCAAAGAUGUUUGAACUGAAACAGCUGUGUCUGUGAUUCAUUUGAUACGGAUGCUGCCUGAGAGAAACCAGGCUGUUUUGACUGUUUUAUUACACACAAUUCUGUGUUUUACCAGAAACUGCACUGCUCACAUUUGAGUAUUAUGUGACGACAUCACCAAUAAAUGGCAAAGUGUUCUAUAUAGUCAAAAAUUGAUUAAGCUAAUAUUUUCUGUAAGGGGAGGCACAUGUGAACACCUUUUGUCGAUAAGCUUAUAUUCCUGUAAAAGACCUUGGGUAUAAUAAAGUGAAAUAUAGAGACAAUAUCCAGCAUAUAUAAUAGUUUUUCAAUUCUACGUGAAAGUGCUGCAUCUGUGUUUGGAAUAUACUGUUAUCCAUACAUGCAUCAAUGCUCUUCACCAUUUAAAAACAAACAAACAAACACAUAAGUUUGAAAUUCUUGAGUAUUCCCUCAACUACACUACUGCCCAGAACUGAUAGCCAGGAACAGAUCCUCACUCUUACCUGUGUGUAAAAGUCAGCACUGUGUUGCUGAUUUUCUGUUGUGCCUUAAUGAUAAAUAAAUACCAUUUAAACUCACA